AUGACGCAAAGCUUCUACUCAACUUGGAUGCCAAACAAGGAUCAAAGUACAAUAGCCAUCAAUACUGAUGAGAUUGCUCGAAAAUUAGAAGCUGCCUAUGGUAUCAAAUCAGGAUCCAUCUAUAUCAGUACUAUUGUGAUCACUAAUGGUGAAAUAAAUGUCUAUGAUCGUCGUCGUCGCCAUCAAUUUGAAAGGAAAAAGCAUGAAAUACCUACGUGUAAUCAGUUUGGAUCUGGUCGUUCAAUUGUAGAAAUAACAAUUCAUAUAAUUUAUCCAGCAAGGUGUGGCAUAUCUAUGUCUUGCAAAAAAGAAUUAGCUGAUGAUAUCCAAGCUCGUAUUAAUGCAUAUAAUUCAAGUAUUUUCCUAGAAUUCAAAUUUGAUGAUGGAAGCUUCGGUGAACUAGCUUUAACUAGAUGUAAGAAAGUCACAGAUUCAUCAUUAAACUAUUUAUUACGGCCACGGCGCGGUGCAAAACCUACUACAACAGCAAUCACGACAAAAAAAAGUGCUACAACAACCACAACUAAAAAAAGUGCUACAACAACCACAACUAAAAAAAGUACUACAACAACCACAACUAAAAAAAGUGCUACAACAACCACAACUAAAAAAAGUCCCACAACAACCACAACUAAAAAAAGUGCUACAACAACCACGGUAAAAAAAACUCCUACAACAACAACUAAGGCAAAAAAAAGUGCUACUACAACAACCAUUACACAAGGUAAACAGUUUUAUGUUCCACAAGUUUUUGUAUGUGUUGACACUAAUAGUUUCGCUAUUCAUUUUUGA
Molecule: messenger RNA, 792 nt
Organism: Rotaria sp. Silwood2
Lineage: Eukaryota; Metazoa; Rotifera; Eurotatoria; Philodinida; Philodinidae
Source: the annotation of a GenBank genome assembly